AUGUCUUGCGGAGAUAAAUUGCGACUGCUAAAGGAGAAGCUCGAAGAACCCCAUUCAUGCACAUCUUCGGAAUCAUCAAACAAGAGCAAAAGUUCGUUUUGGAGCGUUCACAAUGUAACAAGAUAUAUGAGUGAUAUUCUAAGGCUCGUGAGCGUUUCGUUUGAAACUUUCAGAAAUUCUUUCAUCUCCGAUUCAGCAUCGAGCAAUUCAAAUGCUCGUGCCAUGCUGGAAAAUAAUUUAACUCUUCUCAUUCAAACAAAAAAUACAGAGCCACAGAACAUUACAACUGCCUGUAACGCUGCAAUGGAUGAACACCGAAGAAAAAUGAUGGAUUGUUUCAAAGAGGCAGAAAAGUUUCCAGACCGAAUGACAAGAUGUAUUGAUGAACAGAGUUUAACAAAUCUGACAAAUACUGUGAGCGAUCUGAAAGAAAAUGAAAAAUUAGACGAGCUUAAGGAGGAGGUCUUGAAGUAUUUUGAUACACAGGCCAGUAAGGUGUACAAUAGGGCUGCUCAAUUGGCCAUGGGAGUAGUGAUUUUGAGAGGAGUCAUGAGCUUGUAUAAUAGCACACAUUCCUUGAAAGAAUAUUCCGAAUAUUGCAAUGACAAUAUCAUAGUGUAUAAGAAAAUUCUUGAAAAUUGUGAAGCAGAAAUUGGUGACAUUAUUGAUGAAGCUAUUCAACAUGUCGAUGAAUUUGACGAUGUUAUAUUUAACAAACUCCUUCUUGAUAUUGGAAGAGUGAAUCGACUUUUGGAGUCACAAAUGCUGUCCAUCAAAAUGGACCUCAAUCGAUGUGAACAGCAACAAACAAGUGUGCUUUUUGUUGGUUUAGACGCAACGAUAGGAGCUCUUGGAUCUUUAUUCUUUUCCUAUUUAAAUUGGAGGAAUAUGUCACAAGGAACAAAGUUUUUUAAUUUAACAGCUGUAUUUGUAGGCUUGGGAAAUAUUGUGUAUGGACAAAUGAGAGCAUACAAUUCUUGCAACAAAAUUCUGAACGACUAUCAGCGCUCACAACGAGAGUAUGAAAAAUUUAAUGAGAUAUCUAUACAGCUAAAAGAAAUUGUGAGUGAAAUGCAACGUUAA
Naegleria fowleri is the source of this 1083-nucleotide messenger RNA. RefSeq lists its product as uncharacterized. Lineage: Eukaryota; Heterolobosea; Eutetramitea; Acrasida; Naegleriidae. The transcript has a single exon. The coding region runs from base 1 to 1083 and encodes 360 amino acids. The record is from RefSeq and is a predicted model, not a curated record.